Lotus japonicus is the source of this 862-nucleotide messenger RNA. RefSeq lists its product as uncharacterized. The record is from RefSeq and is a predicted model, not a curated record. Bases 103 to 654 code for a protein of 183 amino acids. The transcript has 6 exons. Lineage: Eukaryota; Viridiplantae; Streptophyta; Magnoliopsida; Fabales; Fabaceae.
GCUUGAAGCUUUCUGAAUUCUGAAUCAUCGAACGUCCAACUUUAUCAAUUGCUACAAUUUGUAGAAUCAAUUCUAGUUUAAUUAAGGGCGUCUAAUCAGAGGAUGCCAAGUAGAAGUAGUGCUAAAGCUCCAAAGAAGCAGGGAAACAACUCAAACACAGGAGGAACUGCUUCUCUAGAAAAUAAUUCCUAUGAAGGAGAACGCCUAACCCAUCUGCUCCAAUCAAUCCGCAGGGAGACUGAAUUGGCAAGACGUUUAGAUGGAUGUUCGUUGCCAGAAAAGAUUUGGUUAAAGCAACAAUUUUCUAUUGGAGUCAAUGAUGUAACCCGUGUACUUGAGCGCAUGGAACCGUGUGCUGAGUUGGAAAGUUCAGCAGAACUCAUCCCUUUGAUCAGAAGCAAUCAUAAAGCACCUUCUGUUAAACUUCAGGCUGUGCUUGUUGCUUCUGACUGUAACCCACGAUGGCUAACAAAGCAUCUACAAAGUUUGGCUUCAUCAAGGAGUGUGCCCCUGAUAUUUAUUAGAGAUAAUAAAGAAGGUUCUUUGAGAUUAGGUGAACUUGUCAAAUUGAAAACUGCAGUUGCUAUUGGAAUUAAGGUUAAAGGAAGCGUGAUCAAUAAAACUGUUGAGGAUAUUAUUCAAGCUGAUGCCUGAUGGGGCCAAGUUCAGAACCCUGACAUAAAUGGGGAGAAAGUGUAGAUCUAAUUUAAUCACUUAGUUUAGGUCGAUAUCCUAUUCUUGGCGACGGAUUGUAAUGGUGUAGUUCUUUAAUUUUCAAACUAGGAAGAACAAAUGGGGAGAAAGUGUUCUGAUUAUUCUGAUUGACUGAAACUGAAUGGAUAUAAAGCUAUGCAUAGAGCCA